AUGAGUUUUGUGAAUAGUUCUGAUUUGCUCUUUGGGCCUGUAUCUCAGGCACGGUCCUUUGAUUUCACACUUUUCUUCGAAGAUACCAUACUUACUAUCGCUCCUGCGACACUAUUCUUAAUUGUUGCAACAACCAGAAUAUUAUGGCUUUCGGGUAAGCCGACCAAGGUUGCUACUUCUGUUAGCCGUUUGACAAAAAUUGUGCUGCUUACUGCAUUUGCGACAGUGCAGUCAACGAUUGUUAUUAUCAGAGCCCUCAAUUUUCAGGGAGCCACCACCGCUUCAGUGGCAGCUUCUACGCUUGACUUUGUUGCUGCUUGCAUCUUAUUUGUCCUUUCGAGCUUCGAGCACUUACGAUCAGUUGCUCCUUCCACAAUAAUCGGGCUAUACCUGGUUGUAUCGGUACCAUUUGACGCCGUUAGAUUGCGAACCCACUUCCUGCUUCAUUCUCAUGCUACCACGAAUCUUGCUGCAUUACUUUCGUUAUCUCUUGCCUUGAAAUGCAUCGUUUUAGUGACUGAGGCGAUCGAGAAGCGAAGUCUCUUACUGUGGCCCUACCAGGACUAUCCACCUGAAACCACUGGCAGUCUUUACAACAAGUCAGUCUUCUGGUGGAUCAACCCACUAUUGAAAGCUGGAUUUGGGAAAACUUUGGACGUGGAAGAUCUUUUCAAUCUGGAUAAAGACCUUGCCUCUAUCAAUAUCUCAACCAAAUUCAGUCAAAAAUGGGCCCGAGCGAAAUUCCGUGGUCGAAACACCUUGCUGUUGACAACUGGCCAUAUCCUCUUUUGGCAGGCUGUUAUGGCUACCUUGCCUCGAAUGAUAGAGUCCGCAGCUAGGUUCUCCCAACCGUUCCUGAACCGAACGACAAUCAACUACAUUGGGGACCGUGACAAUCAGCAAAGUUCUACCGCAUGGGGAAUAGUUGGCGCUUACUUUCUCGUGUUUCUUGUUCAAGGCCUUGCUUCAGCGACGUAUCGGCAUCUGCUCAAUCGCUGUGCGACUCAAGUUCGUGGUGGACUCGUCGCACUUAUCUAUCAGAAAACUCUUGACCUUCGCAUAGGAGCGACUGACCCGACCGCCUCGCUGACAUUGAUGUCAUCGGAUAUUCAGAGACUGGUCGAGACGAUUCCUCUGAUCCACGAUGUUUGGCUAGGUUUCAUCGAUGUCUGUAUAGGCAUGUUCUUACUAUAUCUGGAACUCGGCUCCGCAUGUUAUGCUCCGGCUAUCGUGUGUGUUUUGCAAGUCAUAGGCACGGGCUGGGUCACCAGAGUCAUUUCACAGUAUCAGAAACGUUGGCUGGAGGCCAUCCAGACUCGUGUUAGUUUUACUUCUGCUUUACUUCACUCGAUCAGGAACAUCAAACUUUUGGGAUUGUCGGCGACCAUUAGAGAGCGAACACAAGGCUUGAGAGUUGAUGAGAUUGAGGCUUGCAAACGCUACCGCGUGAUGAACAAUUUCAUUAUUGUCUUCCAGAACUCCACUGGAGUAUUCGCACCAUUCGCAACAUUUCUACUUUACUAUCUUCAAGCCAGGGCUUCUGGUCGUCCUCUUGAUCUGGCAACAUCUUUCAGCAUCCUCACAAUAUUACGUCUUGUCGAAACCCCUCUGAAUACAUUGUGCUAUGCCACUCCGCAUAUAGCGUCCUCGAUAGCAUGCUUCCAUCGCAUUCAGGAAUACCUUGUCGCAGAGCAGUGGCACGACUCUCGUCUAACAUUGGGCUCUGCCCAGACCACGAAUGAAGACCAGGAGAGUGUCAUGGCAGGUCAGGAAUCUAUUGAAAUGAGAAGCUUGGGCGGUAGAAGCCUUGCCAUCACCCAGGAAGCCGUCGUACUCAAGGAUUGUUCCUUUGCAUGGAACUAUGGCCAAGACAUCCUCAAAGAUCUCGAUUUAACGAUAUGCCAUGGGCAAAUCGUCAUGGUGAUUGGGCCAGUUGGCUCGGGAAAAUCGACAUUGAUCAAGGGUAUGCUGAGCGAAACACUUAUGACCCAAGGAUUCUUGUAUCUGCGAACUAAGUAUAUCUCAUUCGCGGAUCAAGAAGCCUGGAUACAAAAUGGAACAAUUAGGGAUGCAAUCCGUGGUCCAAGAUCAUGGGAAGAGGAGCGUCUUGAUGACCAAUGGUACCAAGAGAUCCUUAUGUCAUGUGCAUUGCUCGAAGACUUGAAAGCUUUUCCCAAGUCCGAUAUGACCAUUCUUGGUUCAAAGGGCAUUUCAUUGAGUGGUGGACAAAAGCAACGAAUCGCCCUGGCAAGAGCACUAUAUUCGAAGCCAGACAUCCUAAUGCUUGAUGAUGUUUUCUCCGGACUGGACAAUGAAACAGAAGACCAUAUCUUUAGGAACGUGUUUAGCCGCUCGGGGCUUGUGCGACGACAAAAUAUGACUGUCAUAAUGGUCACUCAUGCCGCUCACAAAUUACAAUACGCCGACCUCAUCGUAAGUCUGAGUAGUGAUGGUCGAAUUGCAGAGCAGGGGAACUACGUUAGCCUCGCCAACAGUGGCGGUUAUGUCGAAAGCCUGAACAUUGAAUUGAAGCAAGAGAGACACAAUACUGAUCAGACGGACCACAUCGAAGAUGUCAACCUGAUCAAGGCUGAUAGAACUGCUGGAAUAUCAGCUUCACAGGCCAAUGAGAACGCCGCAAAACGAGAUCUUUUUCGCCGAACAGGUGAUUGGACUGCUUAUAAGUAUUGGUUCAAGUCAGCUGGCUAUCUUUCAAGCAUAUUAUCUUUUGUUGAAGCUUCAGUCUGGAUGGGGGCGGUCCAGACGCCCGGCGUACUUAUCAAGGUAUUUUCUGAGGGAACCACUUUGGACACAAGUGCGUCAUCUUCACGAUCAACUACCUUUAUCGUGGUCUUUGGCGUGACAACGGCAGUCGCUGCUUUGUCCCUCGUUCUCAUCGCCUGGCAAAUCUUCCUUGACAUGGUUCCGCGCAGUUCCAGGAACCUGCAUCUGAACCUGCUUCGAACAGUUCUGGAUGCCCCCUUGUCAUUUUUCACACGUACAGAUACUGGGGAUAUCACAAACCGCUUCAGCCAAGAUAUGGGUUUGAUCGAUGCUGAUUUGCCAUUUUCCUAUGCGGACUUUGUAUUAUCUCUUGUUUCCUGCAUUGCAGGACUUGGCCUUAUGUCGGCGUCUGGUUCCGGCUAUUUUGCCGCCAUCAUUCCAAUCCUUCUUUUUGUACUAUACUUGGUUCAAAGAUAUUAUCUGCGCACUAGUCGACAAAUGAGACUUCUAGACUUGGAACAAAAAGCACCUCUCUAUACAAUGUUUGCCGAGACGUCGUCCGGAAUUUCGACUAUCCGGGCAUUUGGUUGGACCGAAAAAUUUGUCGAGAGAAAUUUGGUGUUGCUUGACAGAAGCCAACGCCCAUUUUAUCUCAUGAUGUGCAUACAGAGGUGGCUGGCCUUGGUGCUUGACAUGAUAGUUGUGGUACUUGUUACUGUGCUACUAGUUGUUAUUAUGUCACAGAGGUCCUCGAUUCAACCAGGACUUGCUGGUAUUGGCUUGCUGAGUACGGUCGGUCUGAGCUCCAGCUUAACCAAUCUAGUCAGAAUGUGGUCAGCUUUGGAGACAAGUAUUGGCGCCAUCAGUCGGCUUAGAGAAUUCUUGCAGACAACCGAGUCGGAGCAUGAUGAUCAAGAACUUAUGGCUGUCCGUCCUGGUUGGCCCGAGAACGGGGAGGUUGUUUUCCACUCAUUUGACGCCAGCUAUGCGAAGGAUUCGGAUCUUGUCUUGAAGGAUAUAAGCCUCAAAAUUCGACUAGGGGAGAAAGUCGGCAUUUGCGGCAGGUCAGGGAGUGGGAAAAGCUCAAUGCUCGCCAGUCUCUUCCACCUCCUGGAAUUUCGUAGUGGUCAGGUCAGGAUUGAUGGCGUGGACCUGGCGACCCUCCCUCGUGAAAUACUGCGCUCAAAGCUGAAUGUCAUUCCACAGGAACCGUGGUGGAUCACGACCGAAACCGUCCGCUUCAAUAUGGAUCCUUGGAAAGAUCAAUCAACCAACGACCUCAGUCACUCCACUGGUCGAGACGAGGCUUUCGUCUCUGCGCUCUCUCAAUGUCAAGUAUGGCAGGCCAUUCAAGCCAAAGGGGGGCUUGAUGCAAUCAUGACAUCAGAUUUUCUCAGUCAUGGUCAACGUCAACUUUUCUGCUUAGCCAGAGCACUAUUGCGUCAAAGCAAAGUUGUAAUCCUGGAUGAAGUGAGCGCUAACGUGGAUGUUAAGACAGAUGAGUUGAUGCAGCAAGUGAUCAGAAACCACUUUGAAAAUUGUACGAUUAUUGCAGUUGCCCAUCGGCUGAAUACGAUCGAGGACAGUGAUCGAGUCGUGGUACUCAGCCAGGGAAGGAUUGUUGAAGUGGACAAUCCCACACUCUUGUUGAGAACACCUGGAAGUCGGUUCAAAGAGCUUUAUGAGAAAUGA
Exophiala bonariae is the source of this 4416-nucleotide messenger RNA. RefSeq lists its product as uncharacterized. The record is from RefSeq and is a predicted model, not a curated record. The coding region runs from base 1 to 4416 and encodes 1471 amino acids. Lineage: Eukaryota; Fungi; Ascomycota; Eurotiomycetes; Chaetothyriales; Herpotrichiellaceae. The transcript has 2 exons. Gene Ontology annotation, molecular function: ATP hydrolysis activity; ATP binding; ABC-type transporter activity. Gene Ontology annotation, cellular component: membrane. Gene Ontology annotation, biological process: transmembrane transport.